UAUAGUCGAGUCGAUGCAAUAGGAACGUUACAACUCAAUUGCUAUGCUCCUGUCAGGCAUUACAAUGGGCUUCCUGACGCCUCAGAGCCACAGACAACAGCAAGUUGUCGACUUCUUGGUUCGGUGCUGAGCGCAACGCAUGAAGGUGCAACACGUAACUAGCGACGCCGCCAACCAGUAGCAGGUUGGCCAGCAACCAACUAACUACAGCCAGCAGCAGCAGCAGCAACAUCUUCAGCUCUACCAGCAACUCCUGAUAAAGAGCGCAGCUUCAGCCGGGCAGCAAAACAGGCGAAAAAACACACACACAACACAUAAAAAACAACUUCGCAGCUUUAACCGAAAAUGUUACAAAACUCGAAUGCAGCCGCAGCAGCAGCAGCAGCGGCAGCGACGCCCAGCACAGCAGCCGCUGCGGCAGCGGCAGCAAACAAUGCAGCGAUAGCCGCGUCAUCGAUACAGCCAAAGCUGGUUGUCAUACGAAGGCGUCCGAAUCAGGGCUUCGGUUUUACGCUGCGUCACUUUAUUGCCUAUCCACCGGAAGAUGAUGCCGCCAGCUGGCCACAGGAAGCGACAAACGUUGUCGGCGGCGGCGGCAACGUUGGCGGCAGCAGCGGCGGUGUCGUCGGCUUGGAGCCAACGUCACCAACGUCGCUGCCGCCAUACCAAGUGAAAGCGAUGGAGACCAUUUUCAUCAAAGAGGUGCAAGCGAACGGACCGGCUCACUACGCCAAUCUACAAACGGGCGACCGGGUGCUAAUGGUGAACAACACGCCGAUCGCUGGCAUUGCCUACAGCACAAUUGUGUCGAUGAUCAAGCAGACGCCAGCGGUGCUAACGCUGCACGUUGUGCCCAAGGAGUGUGAUGUGCUGCAAAUGCACUACACGAGCAUUGCCCACACGCCGGAAUCGAAUCGUUUAACGAUGUCCGCACAAGCGCCGCUAGCGCCGCAGCCGCCGGUGGCAGCCCACACGACGCAUUCGCCGGUGCUGCUGGCAAAUGCCGGUGCCAUCAAGUCGACAUUUCCACAGCAACAGUUGAUCUCAUAUCCCGCUGUUGCCGCCAAUACAUCCUCGACAGCAUCCUCUGUCUCGCCAGCGACACCGCUGCACGGCGGCAGUCGCUCCGGCAGCAUUACAAGCAAUGCCAGCGGCAGUGGACUUCCUAGCAACAAUAGCCAUCAUCACCAGCAGCAGCAACAGCAGCAUCAGCAGCGUCAUCCGGCGCUAACAGGCGGCAGCAGCAGCAUCGACUUCGGUGACAUGGCCCAUGGCAUGCGUCAGCAUCAGCAGCAGCAGCAGCAGCAGCAGCUUUACCAGCAGCAACAUCAUCAUCAGCAGCUGCUGUCGAGCAGCUUUAUGCGUGCCAAUCAACCGCCAAAUCUAACAGUAUUAGCAAGCACAACACCGACCACGCCCACCACGCGCCAACCGAAGUCGGCAACAUCCCUAAGCCAAGCACUGUACGCAGUGAAUGCCAGCGGCGGCAGCGGCAGCGGCGGCGGCGAUAACAGCGACCUGAUGAUCCGACUGCGCGAGUCCAUCAAACAGAAGGAGGAGUUUCUGAAAUCGCCGUUACCCUCAGGUGUGAUGUCUGCCUCAGCUUCAGCCUCAGCCUCAGCCUCAGCCUCAGCCACCGCCUCCACAUCCAACGGCAACGCAGCGCAGUCAUUGCCACAAAAGCAACAAGCGGCGCAGCACUUUUUUCCAUCGCACACGCCACCAGGAGGCGGUAACGUUAUACCGCGCGUGCGCCACCAAGUGCUGCUCAAACAGCAACAGCAGCAACAACAGCAGCAGCAGCAGCAUCACCUCCACCACCAUCAGCAGCAGCAGCAGCAGCAGCAGCAAGUUGUGCUCGGCUACGAUAUGUACAACAGCUAUACGAGCAGCAAGCUGGCGCCUCGGUCCUUGGGUGCAAUGCCGCCACAGCCGCGACAGGUGGCUGUUAGCGUUGCAAAUAAUAAUGCCAAGUACGGCAAUGAGUUAGACUACUUUGAGACGCUGCAAGAGACGGGCGUGACCAACAAGGUAUUCGAACGCAAACUGGUCUCGCACAUGUCCAAGGGCUUUGAUCCAUUUAAGCCGCUAUCAAUCAACACCAGCGCCGCCUCCGAAGCGAGCAGUGCCGCCUCCGUUGCAUUAGCUAAAAAGCAGAGCGUUCUAUACGAGUCACUGCAACAGCAUCCGCUGCACCAGAUGCACGCCAAAUACCAGCAAAGCACCAGCAGCUCUGGCGCCAGCGCCGUCGAUGGCCAGAACAGCAGCCGCAUGGAACUGCACAAGGCGACGCUAGCGAACGCUACCUUUGAGUCCGUGCCGAGCAAGUUUAACAGCGUUCCGGAGCACCAGCAGGCCACCAGUUCCUCGCAUACUGUUGCCACUUUGGCGGACAUAGCUGAGAGCAGCGCCGCGGCUAUUGUGGACGCAGCAUCUGUGCCGGGUAAUGUGGUGCGUCGGUAUAAGCCGCUCUCGUCCAGCUCAUUCGAUGAGGGCAAGCCGGUGCGCCGCAUCUCGUAUCUGCGCGCCACCAACAACGAGACGGAGUAUCAUGCAGAGUCGUCGGCGGAUGCAGCUGCUGCCAGUGCCACAGCAGCUGCUGUUGUUGCGGCAGCCGCGGCAGCAGCUGCUGCGGCGUCCGUUGUUGAUCCGCAUAAGACCAAAGCUUUGGUCGAGGAGCAUCCAGAUCCCACGUACGAUGUGAUCGGCAACACCGGCGCCGGUCAUGAGUUCAUUGAAACACCCAACGGCUUGGAGGAUGUGCGGCUAACCACACAUCAUGGCAAUCGUCGUGCCUCGAUCAACAGCGACAUGCGCAGCAGCAUUCACAUCGAUGCCGAACUUAAUGGCAAGUAUGUGCCCAAUGAGCUGGAGGCCUUUGAAACGGAGAUUGAGAUCAAAUCCUCCUGCAUCAAUGGCAAGCGCAUGUCUGAGUAUCGUUCAUGGCGCCAGGUUAAACUGGAGAUCAAAGGGGAUCUUCUGCGCAUUUACUCUGGACGCCAUACCAAGUCGGAGCAGAAUGUGAUAGAGCUUGAUAUUAGAAAUUUUAAAUUCUUUGACGAGUCGCUGGACAAAAAGAAGUACUUGAUACGCAUGCAGUCGAAGCCGAGCGCCAGCGGCGCCCACUUGGCUACAUUGGGCAAUGAGCUCAAUUUGGAUGAUGCGCACGAUAAGCUGACAUCAUCGGGCAGCAGCAGUGCCGCUGAGCCGCAAACACCGGCAUCAACGGCUCCAUCCUGCGGCCCCUACACUGAAAUCCUUUUCAAGACCAAAAGCAGCAACGAGAUGAAGCGUCUCUUUGGCUUGCUCCAAUGGAAGGAUAGUCUGAACUAUGAUGAUAUUGAGCAGCCGGCGGGCAAGCAGCUGGCGGAGCCACAGAAAACAGCAGCCACAUCCAGUUAUCUGGACGACGUGGCAGGCGCUGCAGACAGCUCACCGCUGAGCUCACACUCGAGUGGCGCUUUGAUGGAAGGUCCUGUGGCAGCGACAAUUGCAGCAGCUGCCGUUACCAAUGACGCCAUAUCGCCCGUGAUGAAGCUGCGUAAACCCUCCUCUCACAAGAAUGUACCAGACAAGGAUUUGGGCUCGCCCAAGUCGAAGAACUGGAAAGAUUUAUUGUUUCGUCGAGGCGGUGGCAGCGGCGGCGGCGUCUCCCAUGCAGACCUGGCCUCACCUUCGGGCUGUGCCAACAAGACAGGUGGCUCCAUUGGGCUGCCUUUGCGCGCCUGUCCCAUGUCCAAAAACAAUGCGUACGUUCCGCAUCUGGUGGAGAUCUGCACCAAUAUUGUGGAGACCAAAGGUCUGGGCGUGGUCGGCAUAUAUCGCAUACCUGGCAACAAGGCAGCUAUCUCCGAGUUGUCCGAGCUGGUAAACACAAAGGAAUUUCAAUUCGAGAGCUGCGCCACCGAUGUCCGGUGGGAGGACGUGAAUGUGGUUAGCAGCUUGCUGAAGCUAUUCAUACGCAGCCUGCCGGAUGCUCUGAUGCCCGCCAGCUUUUACAUCAACUUCAUUGAGGCGGAUAAGAAGACAGGCAUGGAGCGAAUUGUGAUGCUCAAGGAUAUUGUGGAGCUCUUGCCGCGUCAUCCCUACGAAACAAUGAAGCAUCUGAUCAGGCAUCUGUGUCGCGUCAGCGACAACUGCGAGGUGAAUCGCAUGGAACCGAAGAAUCUGGCCAUCAUCUUUGGCCCAUCUAUAAUUCGUACACCGAACGACACACUGGAAACGGCAGUCAAAGACAUGAAGCAUCAGUGUCGCAUUGUCGAACUGCUUGUCACGCAGUACGAGUUUUUCUUUGAGGGCGGCAGCCUGCCUGAUUUGGCGGACCUGAGUGGCGGUGCGGCCGCGCCGAGCCCAGCACAACCGCAGCAGACGCAAGAGGACCAAACGAGCAUGUUGCUGCACAACCUGUCCAAGAUUGAACGCAUCACAGAGCGCGAGACGCGCUCCUCGCGUUUCAUUCCGCAGCUGCGCAGACGAACCCAUGGCAAGCGCAGCGCCGUUAGCUCGGAUACGUACUCUGGCGAAAGUGUUCUGGUAAGCGGCAGUAGCCAAGCUCAGCACAAUUCCCACUGCACCACAACCACAAACACCACAACCACCACCAAUACCACCACAACCACCACCACCACCACCACCACCAUCCGCACCAACAACCAAAGACGAAUGCAGCGCAAGGCUGUGCAAAGCAUAUGCGAUUUUGGCUUAAUACUGCCCGCGUUUCACUUUCAGUCGCUGGACUACGCCAAGGUAUCAGCGAGCAGCACGACCAGCACCAGCAGCAGCUCCACGCUGCAUAGCAGCAAGACUAGCACCACCAGCAAGCUGCUCAGCUCGGCCAUUGGUUCGUCCGCAUUCACAUCAUCAACGAACACAACAAAGGCUGCGGCAGCCACCACCAAGAAGCGCAGCACUGGUGGCUUCCUCUCCAGCUCCAGUUCGCGCAGCGCACAGUCACGCAAGGCCAGCCUCGACGAGAAGGACUUGGCCAGCGUGGACUCAACUGGCAGCAUAGGCAAGCAUGAUCAACAGCAACGCAGCAGCGUAGACAUUUCCAUACAGCUCACCGACGAUGAUUCGAGCAGCCGCCUGAGCGAUACGGGUUCGAUGUCGCUGACCACCAUUACGGACACACUCGACAGCAAGCUGCGAAACUUGCGCAGCGGCUCCGAGUCCAAUGAUGAGAAUGGCUCGCCAGAGUUUCCAAAAAAUCGACGACACACGCUCGGCCAGCCGCUGCACUUGCACUCCGAGAACAUUCCCUAUGCGGACGAGUCGCCGGAGCGACUGUUCCACAACUUCUGCCCACUGGACGCGCCACACUCGCUGCUGCUGAGCCGUUCGUGCACGGCCACCAACACCCUAGGCGAGGCCAAAGAUGACAAGCAUCUGCAGUUGAUGUUGAAGCCAACGGUAGCACCGCUGCCCGCCAGCUUGCUGAAGGCCGCACACAAGCUGCAGCAUUCGGCCACGGCGCCCAUACAUCAGGGCAGCUCAACGGCGCCGGCUAGUGGCGCCGCCACGCCCACCGCUGGCACUGGCUCUAGCAGCGCCUCAACGCCACUAGCUGGAACGCCCAGCUCCCAGACGGCCAACUCAGUGCAACGCAACUCGUAUGGCAGCAAGAACUUGCGAUUCAGCAGCUCGCUGGCAUACGAAAGGGGCGUGGGCGGCGCCGGCUCCGAGGAUGACUCGGAGGGCUCCACCACCAGUGAUCCCAAGGAGAAGCUGCUAAUGGCCGCACCCUCGCCGUCGUUUUUUCUCGAGCGCUACAAUAAAAAGCGGCGCGACCAUCGACUCUUUCGCAGCGCCAGCUUCAACUGUCGCAACUACUCAACGAGACACAUGAGCAGCAGUAACUCGAGCACCGCAGCUGCUGCGGCGGCCGCCGCCUGUUGCUCGCCCACAUCGUCGUCGUCGUGGGCGCAUGCCGCUGCCGCGCUGACCAAGGAUGAAAAGACUGACAUGAAUCUGACCAAGAAGAGGCAGAUACAAAACAAACAGAAUCGCUCAAUCAAGCGGCGUCACACGGUGGGUGGACCGCACGACUAUGCGGCAAAUAGCGCUGGCGGCGGCGGUAGCGGUGCGGGCGGCGGUAGCGGUGCCUGCGGUGGUGGUGCUGCUUGCGGUGGUACUUCGCGUCACGAUCUGACUGCCAUCAACUACAAUCAUCACAAUCGCCAUCACAAGCAGCAGCUGUUGAAGUUGGGCAGUGCUGGGCCAGGAGCGAACGGCGGUGCUGCCGCUGAAACGACAACCACAACAACAACCACCACCACAGUAUUGCGUAGACUAGGUGCAACGGCGACCAGCGCUAGUGCCAGUGCCAGUGUCAGUGGUGUCACGGAAGCCAACGUCGCUCUACCCGUCUCUGGGGCCACUUCUAGCAACAACAAUAACAACAACAAUUCGCCAUUAAGCGAUGGCAGCAAUGGAAACAGCACAGCCAGCGGCGCCGGCGUCGGCAGUCCAAGCAGCAACAGCAGCUCGGCAAGCCACAGCAGCAGCGGCGGUGGCGGCGCAGCUAGCGGUGAUCAAGUCUUGGAAGUGGGCAUACGCAUCAAGAACAUCAACAGGGCGCGCUUCUAAAAGCCAAACCUGGAGCAGCUAAAGAGACGUACAACUCGAAUGUGUGAGGGAAUAUACACAUAUAUAUAUAUAUAUAUCGGAAAGGAUUAGUAUUAAAGAC
Messenger RNA from Drosophila hydei, 6685 nucleotides. RefSeq names its product GTPase-activating protein pac-1 (gene RhoGAP19D). The transcript has 14 exons. The record is from RefSeq and is a predicted model, not a curated record. Bases 346 to 6585 code for a protein of 2079 amino acids. Gene Ontology annotation, biological process: signal transduction. NCBI's taxonomy places the organism in Eukaryota, Metazoa, Arthropoda, Insecta, Diptera, Drosophilidae. Gene Ontology annotation, molecular function: protein binding.